AUGGGAUGCACGGCGUCCACGCGACGUGCGGGGCGGGGCUCGCUCGUGUUCGAGGUCUCAGGGUACGGCGGAGUUAGCCUCGACGUACAAUCAUCGGAAGUAUUCACCGUCGGCGCUUACGACUGGCAGAUUCGUUUCUAUGAGGAAGGAGUGUUUGGGCAUUCCGGAGGCUAUGUGGCGGUCUAUCUCUUUUUAGUCAGCAAGAAGGCCAAGGUGAGGGCAACCUUCGAGCUCAGUUUGGUGGACAUCACUGGAUCAACGCCGCCUCGUACGAUGAGGACGGUCGCCGCAGAAUUCGACUCUGGCGACCGGACGUGCUUCGGCCAUCCCGAGUUCAUGAGGAAGAGCGACCUCGAGGCGUCGCCUUACCUUCGCGGCGGCGAUCGCCUCACAAUUGAGUGUACCAUCACUAUCUGCACGGAAGCGCCCAAAUCAUUUGUUGAGGUGCCGUUGCCGCCAUCCGACAUCACGGAUCACCUCAGGAAGCUGUGGCAAGGGAAAGAGGGCACCGAUGUCACCUUCGAGGUUCAAGGGGAGGCUUUUCCUGCCCACAAGACAGUGCUCGCGAUGCGGUCACCGGUGUUUAAGGCAGAGUUGUACGGUGCCUUGAGGGAAAAUGAUAUGGGUCGCGUUAUCAUCGGCGACAUGCAACCUGCAGUCUUCGAGGCCCUGCUCCAUUUUAUAUACACCGAUUCGUUGCCCACCAUGCAUGAUCUUUACCAAGAUCAAGAUGAGUACAAAGAGAUUAUUGGACAUUUGCUUGUAGCCGCGGAUCGCUAUGCCAUGGAAAGACUGAAGAUCAUAUGUGAAAGCAUCCUUUGCAAGAACAUAGAUUCGAAGACCGUGGUGACUACACUGCCUUUGGCUGAUCAGCAUCACUGCAACAAGUUGACUGAUGCUUGCAUUGAAUUUAUUGCCUCUUUGGGUAAAGUGGAUGAUAUAAUAGCAAGCCAGGGAUAUGAUGAGCUCAAAAGAACCUGUCCUUUGGCUUUACUGGAACUGUGGGAGAAGGCAACUAGGCUGUACAUGAUAUAG
Triticum turgidum subsp. durum (durum wheat) is the source of this 1035-nucleotide messenger RNA. NCBI's taxonomy places the organism in Eukaryota, Viridiplantae, Streptophyta, Magnoliopsida, Poales, Poaceae. The record is from the annotation of a GenBank genome assembly.